Messenger RNA from Dissoconium aciculare CBS 342.82, 1161 nucleotides. RefSeq lists its product as uncharacterized. The transcript has 4 exons. Bases 1 to 1161 code for a protein of 386 amino acids. The record is from RefSeq and is a predicted model, not a curated record. NCBI's taxonomy places the organism in Eukaryota, Fungi, Ascomycota, Dothideomycetes, Mycosphaerellales, Dissoconiaceae.
AUGGUCAGAUUGCUCGACUUGGAGACGAUUGUGAACGGAGCGGAGGUGUUUGAUGAUGAGCUCUCAGCUGCAGGUGAGAGGUCGAACCCUAAUAUCAAUCAGUUUUCGGCAGCAUUGUCGUGUUAUCCAAUUGCAUAUCAGCUAGCAACAUAUCUCGACCUGAACUCUCUCUACGAGCUUUCAAGAACAUGUCGACAGGUUCGAGCAAACCUCUUGCAAUAUCGGCAGAUGUUGAUAGCACGGACGCUCCACUGCAGCAACGAGGAGCCUUGGUCCAAACAGCGGCGUGACGAAUUAUUGCAAGCCGAACCAGACACCUGGACGACACAUGGUGGCGGAGGUGCUAGAAUCGAACGCAUCACGAGCGGAAGAAAUGGGAUCUGUGCCAGGGACAUGGUGGGAGACUGCCGUCGAUGCGGUCGGGUGGUCUGCAGGAACUGCAUAAUCAAAACGCCUACCACAACAGUCGUCAGAGGAAGACAUCGACGACUUUGUCGAACAUGUAUGAAAGCACCAUUGAACGCACUCACAAGCACCAAGACUACAAAGGUCGGAACUGGUGACGACGAGGAGAAUACUUCGUUGAGCUACAUCCGUCAACCUUGUACCUGUGAAACGAUCGUGUGGAUCUGCCAGCCGUGUGGGCACGCCCUACGGCCUGCAGAUACAACCUAUAUCCGCGGUUGGGCUUGGCGUACGAGAUAUUCCGCCUGUGGCGGCUUCGGCGCUGGACUAGGAGAGGGAAAUGAAGGAGUAGAGUGUGGCUGGAUGUCUGAUUGCCUUGCAGCACGCAUGGUCGAGAAGGACGUCGAGUGCGACGCAUCUGAACUAGCCGCAUUGGAGGAGGAGCUCGCGAAAGCCGAGAUGCAGGGUCAUCGAUGGGUCGGGUGCAGUUACUCGACUCAAGAAAUUGUCGGGAUUGGAGGCAAGGUGAAGAAAAAGGUUCGAAAAAUAGUUCCCGUCGGGGCUAUCGUGAAGGAAUAUGAAGAUGAGCGGGUGACGGAAAAGUUUCUGGGUCGUGAGCAUGUCGGAACCAACCGCAGUUGGUGCUCAUGGUGCACACGGGUCAUUGCCAGCAACAACGACAAAGAUAACGCGAAGUCUAGCAGUCCCGUACACUCAACCCUCUCCGAUGGUUCCGAAGAUGGUCCGAGCCACUGA